AGAAUUAUCCCACGCACAAUCUAAAAAAUUGACUUUAUCUACAGCUGGAACGGUCUUUGCCUUGUUUGGUGGUGAUGUGAUGGACCCACGUUUCAUCCGUGGUUAUGAAACGUCUUUAUUUCUGAAAAACACGCGACGGAAACAUCUUCACGGUGUUUUUUUUGUUCCAUUAUGAGCAAACGCGGCUCCCAUCUUGCGUACAGCUUUCUCGGGAGCAGUUUCACCCUGACUAGAAUCCAGUUCAGCUUUUUUAAGGGGCAAAAGUUAUCUGAAAAUACUCCAAGAUUUACGUGAACAAUUGGACAGCAUCUGUCAUUUCAUGCAUGAUGGAGCUUCGUAAUAAAUUAAUUUUGACGUUGCAUUUCAUUCUUCUGAUUUCUGCCGACCUCUGUAUUAUCGUUUUCGAAAAUAUUUUAGUAUUUUUCUAUACUUUAAACAAUUAUCAAAUGCCCUAUCCGGUCUAUUUUACAAAUUCAUUUUAAACUCGGAUUCUUCCGAUUCCGAGUGGUACAAGAGCUGAAGAUCUACCGACCCCACCUUAACAAUCGCCUAUCUCGCGUGCGAAGCGGUCGUAGGCACAGUCAACUAACUUACACAUCAGUUGUCGAGUAAACGUUUAGACGUUUAGCUUGUUUUGGUAUUAACCGCGGCGACCCUGCAAUUACGAUUUCGCGAGUGAUUUUUUUUUUGUCUCUCAGUGCCGAAAUAAUUUUUUUGUGUGUAUACAAUUUUUGCGUCAUAUUGGAUAAACUGUGGGAGAAAAUAUUUAGAAUUAAGAAAAACUCGUGUCGUUGGCAUUAAUGCAUUUUCUGAAGCAUGGUGAAUUUAAACGGCGGGGUAGUCUGGUGCUACAGAGACAAUAGAUGGAUCCCUCUUCAAUUAUCUUCCAUUCGACUCCAUGGAGUCCUCACGCAGGCCCAUUGGGCCACCAUCUCCGAUUUUAUCAGGAAAGUCGCCAACAAAGAACUCAUCCUUCAAGAAAACGGAUUCGCCGAACUCACAGAAAAACACAAAGAACUCAUGUUCCAAGAGAAUAAAAACCUAGUUAGUGAAAAUGUGAUAACAGUUAGUGAAAACACGAACGAACGAAAAGUUAGUUUAAGUCAAAUUCCCGAAGAUAAAAUAGUCGAACAACCUCGAAGGCCUUCGAUGCCCGAAUUGAGAUCCUUAGAAAAAGAUAAUUUAUUUAUUGAUAAUUUAUUAAAGCCGCCGACUGAUCUGAAGACUGAUAAAUUAUCUAAAGAAAAUGACGAAAUAGUUCUUAGGUUAUUGAAGAAAUAUUGCAAAUAUAGCAAAGACGCCUUAGACAAUGAGAUAGUUUCCGCUAUCGAGAAGAUCUCAGACGAAGACAUUCCUCGAAAAAAUAAUCGAAUAGAAACAAAAACCGAAGAAGAAUUCAAACCGAGACGAAGAAAAUUAGGAUACGUACCGACUGAAGACAAAAUUUACGAAAAUUUAGAUUCUCCUUUCGAUACCUUAGAAGAAGACAAGAACGAGCACGUCAUCCGCUGGUUAAAACAACAAAACAACCAAAUCAGUUUCGACAACAUUCCAACUAGAAGGCAUUCCGUUGAAAUCGGUAUCUCGUCACCUACCGAUAGUAGAAAGAGCAGCAUAUUAGAACGAAAAUCCUCAUCUUCGGGAUUUGAAUCGAGAAAAUCGAGCAUAACAACCCCUUCGACUCCGGAAAGUAGAAAAUCUUCUUGGUGCGAUAGUACUUUGAACAGUAGGAAAAGUAGUGUCGGUUCCACUAGCAGUUGUUCGGAAUGUGAGGAAGGGGAGGGUUUAACUCAAUGGCAACGUUUCUUAAAGAAACAUCUGAGUUCCAAGAAUUCCGAGAAGAGGUUGAAGAAACAGCGACAAGCUUGGAGCAGAAAUAGACGAAAGUUAAGUGCUUCAACAGAUAUCCAACAUACCGAUCUUAACAGCCAACCAUGGUAUUUCCGGAAGAUUAAACGUAUAGAAGCCGAAAAAAAAUUAUUACUUCCUGAAAACGAGCAUGGUGCCUUCCUCAUCCGAGAUUCAGAGAGUCGACACAACGACUACUCAUUGUCAGUACGAGACGGUGAUACCGUUAAACAUUAUAGAAUAAGACAAUUAGACGAAGGCGGAUUCUUCAUAGCACGAAGAACGACGUAUCGCACUCUACAAGAAUUGGUGCAACAUUAUAGCAAAGACGCUGACGGUUUAUGUGUCAAUUUAUGUAAACCUUGUGUUCAGGUGGAAAAACCACAACCGGAAGGUCUGUCUCAUCGCACAAAAGACCAAUGGGAAAUCGAACGAACCUCUUUGAAAUUCAUCAGGAAAUUGGGUCACGGUCAAUUCGGAGAAGUAUGGGAAGGCAUGUGGAACAACACAACGCCCGUCGCCAUCAAAACCUUGAAACCGGGCAGUAUGGAUCCCAAAGAUUUCCUCGCCGAAGCUCAAAUUAUGAAAAAAUUGAGGCAUCCCAAAUUGAUACAAUUGUACGCUGUGUGUACAGUUGAAGAACCCAUUUAUAUAAUCACCGAAUUAAUGAGAAACGGUUCGUUAUUAGAAUAUUUGCAAGGUAAAGGAAAGGGAUUGAAAUUACCCCAAUUGAUAGAUAUGGCGGCACAGAUAGCAGCCGGAAUGGCCUAUUUGGAAUCUCAAAAUUACAUACAUAGAGAUUUGGCUGCGAGAAACGUCCUAGUAGCUGACAGCAACGUCGUUAAAAUAGCAGAUUUCGGUCUGGCCAGAUUAAUUAAGGAAGAUGAAUACGAAGCUAGAGUAGGAGCCAGAUUCCCCAUCAAAUGGACAGCUCCAGAAGCUGCAAAUUACAGCAAAUUUUCGAUCAAAUCAGACGUUUGGUCAUUCGGUAUCCUACUAACCGAACUAGUAACUUACGGAAGAAUACCAUAUCCAGGUCUGACUAACGCCGAAGUUUUACAUCAAGUAGAACACGGUUACAGAAUGCCCGCUCCUCCUGGUUGUCCACCAGCUUUGUACGAAAUAAUGUUGGAAUGUUGGAACCGCGAUUGUAUGCGCAGACCCACAUUCGAAACCCUACAAUGGAAACUGGAAGACUUCUUCACCAUGGAGGGAUCUGAAUAUAAAGAAGCAUCGGCGUACUGAGGUCACGUCCACCCCCCUGCUGAUUGGUUACGUAACUCCAUAGAGGUACAUUACCAUUAAUAGGGUGGUGGAUAUAUAUAUCUAUUUAUCAAUACAAUUUAUAGAUAGAUAUGUGUGCCGUACUUCUGUUUUUUUUUAUAUAUAUAUAUUUUCGUUUGAUUCGUAAGUUGAAAUUUUUUUAAACACGUUGACUGGUCGGUGGAGUUGUUUGUCUUUUAUCUGCAGUAUUCGAUUGUUUAAUUAGGACCCUAAUUGAAUCAAAAACACAAAAUACAGUUGGGUACGUUUAAAAUUGCAUCUAACAGCUUUUAAUGCCAAAAAAUGGGGUUGGUAUUGCAGAUAGUUCAAAUAACGACGUUAAGUUUAUCUAAUAAUUGUAUAAAACGAACAAACUGAGUGUUUUAAAUCAUGAUAACAAUAAAUGAAACAUAAAAAGCAAUAAUUUAUCCGUAACUUGAUUAUAACAAAUUUUUUUUUACAAAAAUUAAACCGAAAUACAAAAAAAUGAAUGAAUAUUGUUGAAUUAGAUGUAAAACACUCAUUAUCAAUUGUAUUCAACUUUGCAUACAGGGUGUUCAAAAACUCUUUUAUAGAACACAAACUAUCGAUACUAGAUGUGAUUAUAUGUCCGUCUAACCUAAUUUAGCUUUAACCAAAAUAAAAAAUUUCAAAUUUGCUACAAUGUCUGUUAUUAUCUCAAAAAAAACUUCAAAUUUAGAACAAUGUAUGUUAUUGUGAAGUAAUUUUUAACCGUAUAUGUACAAUUUGAUAAAAUUUGGGUAAAUUAACAGAAAAAUUAUGAUUAGAGCUUUUAAUAAUUUCACCUGCCUUAUAAUUCUUGAAGUUUACUCGAUUUUGAUUAUGAAUUAACCGAUUUAUCAGCGUUAUUUUCAAAGAAUUCUUAAUAGGAUAAAGAUAAGUUAGGUUAAAAGUGACACCUACUAGUUUUUGGACAUCCAGUAUAUAUUACGGACCUUAAAUCAACAAGUUUUAUAUUUGGUAAUGUUUUUUACUAGAUUUUUUAAUACGUAAAUUACUCUUUUACAUAUUCUUAAAAAAAGAUAAACUAAAGAUUGAUGUAUUUAUUAUUAUUUAAUUUAUAUACAAAAAAAAAAUAUUUUUCAAUUAAUACUGCAGCAAAUUUUAUACUUUUUAGUUGUCUUAAGGAAAUCAAUUGAGCAAAAAAUUCAGUAAUUUUCAAUUAAAAUUGAAUUAGAUUCAAAUAAUUGUUGGUAGAUGUAAAUCUACAAAAAAUUCGAAAAAAAAAAGGGAAAAAAUUGAUAAUUGCCUUUUUUAUGUGAAUAAUACCAACGAAAAAUUUGUGUGGGUUACGUAAAAGGAAGAUAUGUUGGAAAAAUAAUGUAAAACUCUUUUAUUUGCAGUUAAAUUCUUAUAUAUCAUGGAAAAAUAUUGCUUGAUUUUCCAACAAUAUCGAUAAUGGAAUUAAAUAACAAGAAAUAAACAAUGUUAUUAAGGGAGUAUUCUAGUCUAGAAGCCUGAAUUUUAGGAAUUUUUGAAACUAACAUUUUCACCAUCCAUUUUUUUUAUAUGAUGUUUAUUGACUUUUUAAAAAUAUAAUAAAAAAAAUUGUAAAAAAUUCAGAAUAUCAAUAAAUUAUAGGCCGAUAAAGUGGAGGCUACACAAAAAAACGGUUCACCCUGACAUGAUGAUGACUUGUAGUUAUUUGGAACAAAAAAUUUAGAAAAAAAUCAAAAAAUGGUGUCGACAUGAAAGAUCAAUUAUUUUUUGCCCCCUUUUUUGACCCGGAAUGUUUUAAAAAUACUCCCAAUUGAAAUUUUUUAAAACUCAAAGCAGGUGCUUUAGAGAAAUAUAUCAAAAAGUUUUCUACCAAAUUUCAAAGAAAUAGAUCGGAUAGAACUUGAGGUAUCAUAUCAACCACCCAAAAAAAAGUUUUCGAAAAAAACGCGUUUAUAGUUUGAUAAACAAUUCCAGUAGAAUAACUCGUUCCACUCGUCCGUUUAAGGGUCCAAAUUUUGAAAAUAUACAAAAAAAUCGACUUUUUCUAAUUUCUAUGCCAGAAUACCCCCUUAAAGUAAUUGAAAACUCAAAUUAUAUCUAAUACACACGGAGCAACUGAAAAGAACCUAAUUCCAAAAGUGACUGAAUUCGCCAACUGAUUAGUAACACACAAAGCAAACUCAAUUGUGACCGAAACAUUUACAAAAUUAUUCCAAAAUAUUAAUAGAAAACAAAUCGAGAAUCGAAAAAUGUUUCUUCUUCAAAUUCCUUCCAAUAACCCUAUACUAGAUUGAUUCCGUGGGACAGUCGAACAAUACAUUUUCGAUCAAGUUCAACCUACGGGUAUCAUUAGGGUGGAACUUGGUUGUAAUAAAAAAAAAUCAAGUUUUUUAUUUUGAAUUGUAAUAAUGAAAUGUAAAGGAGUUGUCAGCUGCCCCAUCCGUAUUUCCCAAUUCGGGUUACAACGGUUGUUACCCAAUGCAAACUGGUUAGUGGUUUGCGUCAGAAAUGAGUUCUUUUCGAGUUGAUCCUUGUAUAUGUGUUUGAAAGUUGAAUUCGAAUCAUUUAAGUUGUAAAAAAACUUUUGUAUUGCACAUCAGGUCUUGUUAGAUCGAAAAUUUUGCAAAAAAAAGCGAGUUGUAUUCAAAAAAAAAAUAACGCACAAAUUCAAUUUUGACUGCCAAAUUAACUUUCUGCCAGAGGUUCUAACACUUUAACAAGAUUAAUCAGAACCUUCUGGAUGUUUUUACUACCAGAUAUAUUUUGUAUUGAAAACAAAAGAAAACUGUAUUUUUAUCUGUUAUUUUUGAAAAAAUAUGUGAAAUUUUUUAUAGUUCACUACUUUAUAAAUUUCUGCUGGCAAAUUUUUAAUUAGUUAAAUGUGACAUUUUGUAGUCAUGUUCAAUCAAAAUGUUUCUUAAUGCAACAGUUUCAAUAUGAAUUGUAACGUUUGUAAUAAAAACAAUUUCGAUGUGUGAAAUAACAUUAGCAACAAUAUCGAUAUGAAAAAAGAUGAAGAAUACUGUUCGGCUGCCUUUUUAGAUAUCGCACAGGCAUUCGACAAGGUCUGGCACGAACGGCUACUAUACGAAAUCAGGAAAAACCUCCAGCACAACCAUUUCCAAAUCCUACCUGGAAAACAGGCACUUUCAAGUCAAAAUACAAUUACAUCCAUUUAUUCCAGGAGUUUCACACUACUAUUACUACAUAUGCAGAUGAUAUUGCUGCGCAAGCAUCUCACCAGGACCCAGUUAUGACCUCUUUUAUAUUACAGACAAACUUGGACACCAUUUCCUUGUGCUUAAAAACUUGGAGAGUAAAAGUAAAUGGAAAUAAAUUUACGUACACCCAACAGAGAGGAACCUGUCUUAACUGUAACAUUAAACGGGCAUCUUCUGCAGCGUAAAGAGAAAGCAAUUGAGUAUAAAACUCAGCAAACUGUACUGGUUAAUAGGUCGAAGGUAUCACUUAACAACCAACAAAGUCACACUAAAACCCAUCUGGAGUUAUGGUAUUCAACUAUGGAGCACUACAUCCAACUCAAAUAUAGCAAUUCUAGAAAGAUUUUAGUCGAAAGUAUUCGUUGUUGUAUUUGUUGCUAAUGUGAAUACUCCAGGGAAUUUUAUUGGUCAAUAAUUCUUCUUGUAAUUAAAUUUUAUCCAAUGAUAUAAAAUUGCUCAUAUUUGUUAUAAUUCUAGCUUAGAUUAUAAAUUUAAUGUAAAAAAAUGAUAUCAUUCGACGACUCUUUUUAUACUAUUUGUAGAUGUACUACCAAAGUGAACCUUUCUAAACGAAAGCGUUUCGGAACGUAACGAAAACAAUAUUUCAAUUACGAACCUAGUAAUGUAUAUAUUAGUCCACAAAGGUUCAUAUUUUUAUAAUUACCUCCUUACAAAAAGAAUUGAUCAGCGUGGAUAAUUUUAAAUUUUGAGAAAUAUUUUAUUCCGAAAUAAUAAUUUUUUCAUCCAUUGACUUUAUUUUUUCAUCGAAAACCUAGAGGGAUAAACAAUAUAAUAGAGGGGAUGUUAAUAAAAAAUAUGAUAUAUGACACCGAGUUAGUUUAAAAAUAUCAUAGAAAACAACCCACUUCAAUUUGCUACCCGUUUCCAAUAUGUACAGAUGUAUUGAUGGUUGCAUCCCGAUUUUGUAAGUUUGAUACUGCAAGCUUACGUAGUUCGCCCAAUCUUUCUUACUCUCAUACAAGGAUACAAAAAGAAAUUGUAUGAAUCAUGGUUGCCUCAAAGUAGGACACAAUCGAGGCUAAAAAGUUUAUUACAAACAUACAAGUGAAACUAUAAAAAGGGAUAGCUUCGAAUUAUAUUAUACAGUAUUCUAAUAUAGUACUAUUAUAACAAUUUUGUUUAUUAAAAUACAAUUCAGUUAUUUUAACGAUGAUUUCAAAAAAAUCCAAAAUAUCUCUCCAAUUUGAACGUUAUUUAGGGCACUAAUGAAUAUUUCGGAAAAUAAGAUCCAUUGGGGUGAAAAAAUAGAUUUGAAUACGAAAUUUUCUAUGGUGCAUCGGUUUCGAUAAAGGGGUAAAAGUUUUGUUCCAAAAAGCUUUCAUCCUCGAAUUUGCUGAUCCUAGUAUUAAAAUUAUGUGUAGCUUUAAAUAUUUUUACGACAUUCCUGCGAUUAACUAUCUAUAUACAGGGUAACUUAUUUGGAUGUCACAGUUUUGGGUGCUUCUAAAAAAUGUAUCACACGCCCUUAUAAUCUGCUUUAUUAUAUAAAACGUACCCUGUAUAUAGUUCGAUUUGUUUUUUUUUUCAGUAAUGUGCAGUUGAUAAUAAAUGAAAUGGUUACUAAUUAUUUUAAACAAGAGAGAUUAUUUUUGAAAUUUUUUGUCAGAUAUUUUUUAAACAUGUUUUUUCUGUCUAAUAAGUAAAUAUUCAUCAUUGUUUAUACACUAUAAACAUAUUAUAUAAUAUUUUUUUGUAUUAUACACUGUAGAUUAGGGUUAUUAAAAUUUAUUAUUUAAGUAUG
Molecule: messenger RNA, 8055 nt
Organism: Diorhabda sublineata
Lineage: Eukaryota; Metazoa; Arthropoda; Insecta; Coleoptera; Chrysomelidae
Gene: Src42A
Product: tyrosine-protein kinase Src42A
Exons: 8
Coding region: 817-3093 (758 amino acids)
Biological process (GO): cell surface receptor protein tyrosine kinase signaling pathway; cell differentiation; innate immune response
Cellular component (GO): extrinsic component of cytoplasmic side of plasma membrane
Molecular function (GO): signaling receptor binding; ATP binding; non-membrane spanning protein tyrosine kinase activity
Source: RefSeq, a predicted model, not a curated record